AUGAACUACUCGAAAGAAAGUCUUCCAUCGGAUUCAUUAUUUCGAAUAGGUACAUUUCAAAACAAAGAUGUGCUCAUAUUUGAAUCCAGUCAAUCGGUGACAUUGAUUCGAAUAGUUAUGGUUAUCAUAUGUAUCCUUCUGGGACUCGUGACAUUGAUUAAUUUAAUAUUAGUUUAUGUGAAAAAUCGAGCUAUACUCAAACAAGAUCAGUUUUAUCGAUUGAUCGUACCGGUGAUUUUAUUAUUGAACAUUAUCUUCCAUGUGGCACACUACGCACACAAUAUAUAUGAUCCUGCUGGAUAUUUUGAACCGAAACAUCUUUAUGAGAAACUUAUUUUCAGUGAAAUGGAGCAAACGUUUUUAUUCAAUUUUCCUUUGUCGAUUUUAUUUAUCAUCGUUACUCGAAAAGUUUUAUCAUGCUGUACAAAACAACAAACAAAUCUUCAACAGAUGCUUUUCCUUACGGUACUGUAUUCUUUGUUAUCAAUGAUCAGCGGUGGACAUUACGCCUACGAACCGCCAUGGAAUUUUUCAUUGAUUUUCAACAUCACAAUUGCUGGUGAAACUACUGUUGCCUUCAUUCUAUUGUUGACAGCAGUGUAUGUUUAUCGGUCGAAUUUGAAGCAAACUUUCAAUCAUAGAUAUACUCGAUUGGUUAUGGAUGAAAACUCUGAUGUAGGAGUAUCAUUGGCUCAACAGCGACAGAUGAAAAGCAAGCUCAGUGAUGACGAAUGA
This is a messenger RNA of Adineta ricciae, 735 nucleotides long. The record is from the annotation of a GenBank genome assembly. Lineage: Eukaryota; Metazoa; Rotifera; Eurotatoria; Adinetida; Adinetidae.